Messenger RNA from Oryzias melastigma (Indian medaka), 1801 nucleotides. RefSeq names its product homeodomain-interacting protein kinase 2. Bases 351 to 1703 code for a protein of 450 amino acids. The record is from RefSeq and is a predicted model, not a curated record. Gene Ontology annotation, biological process: intrinsic apoptotic signaling pathway in response to DNA damage by p53 class mediator; peptidyl-threonine phosphorylation; positive regulation of transcription by RNA polymerase II. Gene Ontology annotation, molecular function: ATP binding; SMAD binding; protein tyrosine kinase activity. The transcript is spliced from 9 exons. Lineage: Eukaryota; Metazoa; Chordata; Actinopteri; Beloniformes; Adrianichthyidae. Gene Ontology annotation, cellular component: nucleus; PML body; cytoplasm.
AAAAUGACUGCCAUUAACAGCAAAGUUAAGUCUCUGUAGACUGCUGUGGAGUAAAUUUACAAAUCAAAACAUGUUUAUUAGGUAGUCUGUUGUAGUUUGUAUGAGAAGGAGUUACAUAGAACCCAAAAGUUCUAUGAAACCUCACAGCUCUUAACAAUAUCUUAUAAAUCAGGUUUUUUUUUUUUUGGUGACUCGGCUGACUUACUGUCAUUCCACCUGCAAGGCCAUGCAAGGUGCAUUUUUGAUGCAGGAAGCGUUGGAGAAAACCAACUAUUUUAGCUGAAUUGAAAGCUUGUACUCUGAAGUUUCAUCUUCAAGUUGAUCUGAGCUGCAAUUAGACAGACGGAGACAUGUCAUCCAACUCAAAUGAGGAAACAUCAGGGCCAACAGUCCCUCCAAGAGCAGCCGGGAUCUUCGUUGGUCAGACGUUGCUGAGCAGCUCCACUUCUUACUCCGUUAUGCAGUUCAUUGGUGAAGGCUAUUUUGGCAGAGUUGCCCGAUGUCUGAAUAGGGGAACCAAUGAAACAGUGGCUGUAAAAAUCCUUAAAAAAGACACUAAUUCUGACCAGGACGCAGAGAAGGAGGUUAGCAUCCUGAAGCUCAUUAGCGUCCUAAACCCAGACCAGUGUAACCUGGUCAGGUUUUUAGAGACGUUCCAGCAUUUGGGAUAUAAAUGUCUUGCCUUUGAAAUGCUGGAGUUGGAUCUGUACCAGCUGAUUCUGCAGAUGGGCGAGAACCCCAUGGCCCUCUUUAGGAUCCGACCAAUCGCAAAGCAGCUGCUGGUUGCCCUGGAUGCCCUGAAGAGUCUGGGUGUCCUGCACACGGACAUCAAACCCGAUAACGUCAUGAUUGUCAGCAAAGGGGAUAUCAGGAUUAAAUUAGUCGACUUCGGGUUGGCUGUUCUUGCCUCUCAGGUCCAGCCCGGUUAUAUGGUUUCGCCGGUGGGAUACAGAGCUCCAGAAGUAUCUCUCGGCCUCCCCUUCACCGAGGCUAUAGACGUGUGGGGAUUGGGCUGCGUCCUUCUCUUCCUCUACGUGGGGGAUAACUUCUUCUCCGUCACCAGUGAAUAUCAGAUGAUGAGGCACAUUGUUGAACUUCUGGGUCAGCCGGAGGAUCGUCUGCUCCUCGCUGGACAGUAUUCAGAGAAGUUCUUCAUCCAGGAGGAAACAGCUGAGGGGGAAACGUGGAGGCUCAUGACUGCAGAGGAAUAUUCUACUAAAAACAACACUGAAGACGAACGGUGUGGGAGCUCUUCAGUGCAACCCAAAUCCUUUGAUGGUCUAGUUGAUAUGUAUCCAAAAAAGAAUGCUGAACCCGCGGACAGAUUAGCUUUUGUGGACCUCUUGAAACAGCUUCUGCACCUUGACGGGGAUCAGAGAAUCUCUCCCAGUGAUGCUCUGCAGCAGCCCUUUUUCACCGGGUCCCUCUUGAGCACAGAGUGCUUUACUCCCUCCAAACUCACUACAUCCUGCAGCUCAGAGGAGAACUCUGAUGAAGGGCUGGAUUCCUCUCUAGGCUAUGAGGCAGACGAAGAAGGAUCGGACUCUGUAUUUGAAUCAAUGGCUUACUGGAGCAUGACCGAUGAUCUGUCAGAUCCAUCCAACAAUUUGCUGGAGAGGUUUCACCGAUUCUUCAGAGGAAUGAAGAACUCUCUUUUUUGCUGCUGGUCCCCCAUCGUGGAGUACGAGGACUCUUUAACUUAACUGCACCGUUAUGUAGACCACAUUUUUGCUUGUCCUCUUCUUGAGAACAAUUGCAAUAAUUUUAUCUAAAAGCAAAGUAUAAAGACAAAAAAGCUUGA